Messenger RNA from Papaver somniferum (opium poppy), 1392 nucleotides. RefSeq lists its product as uncharacterized. The transcript is spliced from 7 exons. The record is from RefSeq and is a predicted model, not a curated record. Lineage: Eukaryota; Viridiplantae; Streptophyta; Magnoliopsida; Ranunculales; Papaveraceae. Bases 1 to 1392 code for a protein of 463 amino acids.
AUGGAAUGGGUUAGUGAUUUUCCUGAUUCCAAGGCUGAUUUCUUUGAAGCUGGUAUCUCUGAUCAUUCUUCUAUUGUGGUUUCUAUUUAUGAAGAUCUACAUCAUGGUCUUCCUCCCUUUAAGUUCUUUAAUUUUAUGCCUGGGGAAGAUGACUUUUUGGAGCAGUUUAAGAGUGCUUGGUCUACUUCAGUUAGAGGUAACUCAAUGUUUAUUUUUGUUACUAAAGUCAAGAGAGUUAAAGCUGUUACAAUUCAUCGGAAGAAUGAGAGAUUUACAAAUGUAUUUACUCAAGUGGAAAGUGCUAUGCUGGAGUUGAGAGAUAUUCAGAAGCAUAUUCAAUACCAUCCUCUCUAUGUUGAAUCUUCCAUCAAGGAGAAAUUUGUUAUUCAACAGUUUGCUAAGGCCACAAGAUAUGAAGAAUCCAUUGCUAAGCAAAAAUUUAGAGUGAAAUGGAUGAGUCUUGGGGAUUCCAAUACUCAUUUAUUCAACAAUUCUUUGAGAAAACAGUACAAUAGAAAUAACAUUCUUAUUUUAAUGUUUAGAGAUAAUUUUGAUGAUAUUCUUAAGGAUGAAGAUAGAAAUAAUCUUGUUAGGCAUGUCAUUAGAGAUGAAAUUUUCGUGAGUCUAUCUUCCAUUGAUUCUACCAAGAGUCCAGGCCCUGAUGGUUUCUCUAGUUGGUUUUCCAAAUUCUGUUGGAGUAUUGUGGGAGAUGACUUCACUGCAGCUGUUCAAAAAAUUUUCAAGAGUGAUAAACUAUUAAGGAGUAAGAUCAUUUAUUUAAGAAUAAAGCAUGUGCUAGGAAUUUUAAUCAAUGCUAAUCAGUCAGCUUUUAAUUCUGGGAGACCCAUUCAAGAUAAUGUUUUGCUAGCUCGUGAUAUUUUGAGGAACUAUCAUAGACCUAAAGGAGCAUCUAGAUUCUCAAUUAUGAUUAAUGGUUUUUUGGGACUAAGCGUGGUCUUAGAAAAGGGUGUCCUUUAUCCCCUUACUUGUGAGCUGAAGUCUUCUUCUUCUCUUCAUACUGCUCUUAUGAGAUUCAAUGCUUGUACUGGGCUUGAGGAUUGUAUACCUCUUAUUGAUAAUGUUACUAACAAGGUCAAAUCUUGGAAGUUUAAAUCCCUCACUUAUGGUGGUAGGUUACUUCUUAUUAAGAUUGUUCUUAAUGGCAUGUGUCCUCAAGAUGCUUCUUGGAGUUGGAGAAAUAUUCUUGGUCAAAGGGAGGAGGUUGCUAAAUUGUUAAAAACGAAUAUUGGUAAUGGAGUUGCUACUUCUUUUCUCACUGGCAAUUGGAAACCUAAUGGUAGAUUGGUGGACUGGAUCUCAGGUGAUGUUAUUAACAAUGUGUUUCUUGAUAGAGAUCGUAGAUCCUAUGAAUAUAGUGAGAAUGAUGAGUAG